Bombina bombina (fire-bellied toad) is the source of this 1553-nucleotide messenger RNA. It is a transcript of the gene RAD51C, whose product is annotated as RAD51 paralog C. The transcript is spliced from 9 exons. Gene Ontology annotation, biological process: reciprocal meiotic recombination; DNA repair; meiotic DNA recombinase assembly. Lineage: Eukaryota; Metazoa; Chordata; Amphibia; Anura; Bombinatoridae. Gene Ontology annotation, cellular component: Rad51C-XRCC3 complex; replication fork; Rad51B-Rad51C-Rad51D-XRCC2 complex. The coding region runs from base 163 to 1245 and encodes 360 amino acids. Gene Ontology annotation, molecular function: ATP binding; ATP-dependent DNA damage sensor activity; four-way junction DNA binding. The record is from RefSeq and is a predicted model, not a curated record.
UACAUGAUCUAAUUCUUCACUCGCAUAUAGGGCAGACCCUUUAAUAUGGCGCGUUUCCCGUCUAACUUAUAAGUCAUUGGUUAUGAGUACACAGUUUACGGGAGGAUGCGUGUGUUUUAUUUGUGGUAAUGUUGUUAUCCGUGGGAACCUUCUCUUUGUAUCAUGCAGAGAGAUGUGGGUAGUUUCCCAAUUGCACCUACAGUAAGGACAAAACUGAUAUUUUCCGGUUUUUGUACAGCAGAGGAUGUCCUUGGGACCACUGCAAAUGAGCUCAGCCAAGAAUCUGGAAUUUCUAAGGAAGAUGCUUUGGAAGCACUACGGAUUAUAAGAGAGGGAACCCAAUGCUUGGCAAACUCAGAGGUCACUCAGAAGCAUACAGCACUUGAGCUACUUGCCAAAGAUCAAGGAAAUAUUAUUUCCUUCUGUUCCACACUGGAUGAAAUUCUAGGAGGGGGAGUGCCAUUAACCAAAAUUACAGAGAUCUGUGGUGUGCCAGGAGUUGGGAAAACACAGUUAUGCAUGCAGCUUGCUGUAGAUGUACAGAUUCCAGAAUGUUUUGGAGGUCUUGAUGGUGAAGCUAUUUAUAUUGACACAGAGAGCAGCUUCAUGUUGGAAAGGAUUGUAGAUAUUGCAAAUGCUUGUGUUUUACACUGCAAUCUUAUUACCCAAGCUCACCAAGAAGAAGACCACAUUAAAGCUAUGCGUACCUUCACUAUCGACAGUAUACUGUCACAUAUUUAUUACUUCUGUUGCCGAGACUAUGUUGAGCUUCUUGCGCAAAUUCACCUGCUUCCAGACUUUCUUGAGCAGCAUUUAAAGGUGAAGCUCAUCAUCAUCGAUAGCUUUGCCUCGCCUUUCCGUCAUGAUUUUGAUGACCUGUCUUUGCGGACACGAUUGUUAAGUGGUUUAGCUCAGCAGAUGAUCAGCUUGGCUAAUCAUCACAAACUGGCAGUAAUAUUGACAAACCAGAUGACUACUAGAAUUGGACCCAAUCAAUCUAUGUUGAUUCCCGCUUUAGGAGAUAGUUGGGGGCAUGCAGCAUCAGUGCGAUUAAUCCUUCAUUGGGAAAAUUCUCAAAGGUUUGCAACCUUGUAUAAAUCACCAAGUCAGAAGGAGGCUUCUGUACCAUAUCAAAUAACACAUCAAGGUUUUCGUGAUAUUGAAGUUUCCAAAACAGAAGCAAGAAAAACAAAAUCUCCAUCAAACCCACGCAAGCGUCCACGGGAAGAUGAUGACUUGGCCUGACUGUGCCAUAUUCCAUUCUAAAGUAUCCAACUCUUUGUAAAAAAUAAACCGUGUAUAAAUGUAAUGUAACAAAAAAUAUUUUUUGGUAAUUCUUAAUGGUGGAUUUCUGAAAUCUUUUCACAAAUAACAUUAUUUUUACUUCAUGAGUAUUAUUAAUUGAAUAAGCAAUAUACCUAAUAAUGAACAUUAAGAAAUCUUUGAUCAACCUUUUAUUUCAAAUUACAAUUCUCUGUCUCUAGAUUGUUUUUAAUUUGUUUUCUAGUAGGUUGCAACAAAUAAAAACAGACUCGGUACAAAGUUUCUAUAAA